Messenger RNA from Drosophila busckii, 2591 nucleotides. It is a transcript of the gene Su(var)2-10, whose product is annotated as E3 SUMO-protein ligase PIAS1. The transcript has 8 exons. NCBI's taxonomy places the organism in Eukaryota, Metazoa, Arthropoda, Insecta, Diptera, Drosophilidae. Gene Ontology annotation, molecular function: SUMO ligase activity; transcription coregulator activity; zinc ion binding. The record is from RefSeq and is a predicted model, not a curated record. Bases 161 to 2056 code for a protein of 631 amino acids. Gene Ontology annotation, biological process: regulation of transcription by RNA polymerase II; protein sumoylation.
UAAAGCAGCGGAAAGUUUUUGUAAUUUUAAGUAAAUUAACAUGCUUAGAGAUUGUUGUUGUUUAUGUGUUGUGGAAAGCCAAUGUGAAUGUAACUAAAAGAGCAUAUUGUGCGUACAAAAAUAACCAAGUUUAAGCCAUUAAAAGUGAAUUGUGAUUGUGAUGCGAAAAACUCGUUCACAGACUCAGGCGGAAAAUGCCGCUUCUACCACGCAGCCGACAACAGCAAUAAAUACGUUUGAUGCUGCCAAAUUCAAGGAAUGUGAGCAAAUGGUGCAGAUGCUACGCGUUGUCGAGCUGCAAAAAAUCCUAUCGUUUUUGAACAUUUCCUUCGCUGGACGAAAAACCGAUCUACAGAGUCGCAUAUUAUCGUUCCUGCGCACUAACCUUGAGCUGCUCGCACCUAAGGUCCAAGAGGUCUACGCUCAGUCUGUGCAAGAACAAAGCGCAACGCUGCAGUACAUUGAUCCUACCAGAAUGUACUCACACAUGCAGCUGCCCAGCGUGCAGCCAAACAAUGCGAGCCUUGCUCCCCAGCAAGUCGGUGUCGGUGUCGGUGCCCUGAAUACUGCCACUCAAAUGCCACAACCGUUCCUGCACACGCACAGCAUAAACAGUCACAGCCACAUGCCACUGCAUCCAGAUGUGCGGCUGAAGCGGCUGGCUUUUUACGAUGUGCUGGGCACACUUAUAAAACCAUCAACGUUGGUGCCGCGCAACACGCAACGUGUGCAGGAGGCGCAAUUUUAUUUUACGCUCACACCACAACAAGCUACAGAGAUAGCCACAAAUCGGGAUAUUCGCAACACAUCUAAAGUUGAGCAUGCUAUACAGGUGCAGCUGCGCUUCUGUCUCAUGGAGACCUCAUGUGAGCAGGAGGAUUGCUUUCCACCCAAUGUGAAUGUUAAAGUAAACAACAAGCUUUGCCAGCUGCCUAACAUAAUUCCAACAAAUCGUCCCAAUGUAGAACCAAAACGUCCACCAAGACCGGUGAACGUUACCUCGAAUGUUAAACUAUCGCCCACUGUUACAAAUACAAUUAUGGUGCAAUGGUGUCCAGACUAUACGCGCAGCUAUUGUCUGGCCGUUUAUCUGGUGAAAAAGCUCACCUCCGCCCAGCUGCUUCAUCGUAUGAAAACCAAAGGCGUCAAGCCAGCUGAUUACACGCGUGCGCUGAUCAAGGAGAAGCUAACCGAGGAUGCAGACUGUGAGAUUGCCACCACAAUGCUAAAGGUGUCACUAAAUUGUCCGUUGGGUAAAAUGAAAAUGUCGCUUCCUUGCCGCGCUUCCACCUGUUCGCACUUGCAGUGCUUCGAUGCCAGCCUGUAUCUACAGAUGAACGAGCGCAAGCCUACCUGGAAUUGUCCAGUGUGCGAUAGGCCUGCCAUUUAUGAUAAUCUUGUUAUCGAUGGCUAUUUCCAAGAGGUAUUAGGCUCGUCGCUACUGAAGAGCGAUGACACGGAAAUACAGCUACAUCAGGAUGGCAGCUGGAGCACGCCGGGACUGCGAAGUGAAUCCCAAAUAUUGGAUACUCCCUCAAAGCCAGUUAGCAAGGUUGAGGUUAUAUCGGACGAUGUUGAGCUCAUUGCCGACGACACCAAGCCUGUUAAGUCUGACUUAAUGCCGGCGCCUGAGGAGCAGCCCAGCUCCACAUCCAAUAGUGAGACGGUCGAUUUAACCUUAAGCGAUUCAGAUGAUGAUAUGCCGCUGGCCAAGCGCCGUCCACCAUCCAAACAACCUGCAACUGCAUCUGCCUCCAAUGGUACUGCAACUGCCGCACAUCGUGCCUAUACCGCCGCUACACAAUCGUCCCAGCAGCAGCCGCAAAAAACUGAUUAUCCCGAGCAGCAAACAUCGUCUGAGCUACAACAAGAAGAAGAUGAGCAAGAGCAGCAGCAACAACAAUUGCUCAUGGCAACAGCCGAUCAGCAUGCCAGUCUACUGGAGAGUUUGGCCGCUGCCGUGGCGGAUCAAAAGCAUUUCCAACUCUUGGAUCUGGCUGCCGUCGCAGCCGCUGCUGCAGCGACUGCGGCUCAGAAUUCAAAUGCGAGCUCAUAGAGCGGCUCUCUCUAUUACACACAUAAACUCUCACAAACAUACUGACAACAAUUGUAAACUACAUACAUACAAGCAUUCAACUAUUUUAACUGUACAUUUUUGUAUACAUCCCCAACCCUAAGCACAGAGGCUAAAUUCUCAUUUCAUACUAAAAAGCUGUUAUUCCUUUCAAGCAUUAAUUUCUGUUUCAGGCCUCUUAACUUAAAACAUUUUGGUUCUAUUUAUGUUGUUUCGCGUCUUUAGUUGUUAGCUACCAAUUGCUAAAGCUUUGCAUACAUUUAUUUUAAUUAGUCGCUAUAUUACGUAGAAUAACAAUACAUGAUUUAAUUCAUGAUUGAUUACAAUUUAUUUAGCUCAUAGGUAUGUUUAGUUGAAAUUAUGGACUCUCAGACACAUACACACACACAGACACAAAAAAAAAUAAACAAAGUAACGAAUAGCCCUAGGGUAAUAUUAAACGUAAAUCAAAUGUUAAUAUUUAAGCAUCUAACAAUAAUAUAAUUCGUAUUUCUUACUGAAUUUCGCAAUGCAUUUU